AUGGGAUCGAGGGCUUGUCUCCAUACCGAUCACAUCACUAACAAUUCGUCGUUCCUCGGUCUGGGAAAGGCUGUUGGUCGCAACGAUGCGAGUAUGGAGCAAUAUCCCGAACAUGCAAUCCCAGCCGUCGCUACUCCGGAGCGAUUAUUGAUUCAGAACAAUCUCACCAAACAGGAAUCCACCAAGGGUCCACUGGAACAGUGGAACUUAUAG
Molecule: messenger RNA, 213 nt
Organism: Penicillium samsonianum
Lineage: Eukaryota; Fungi; Ascomycota; Eurotiomycetes; Eurotiales; Aspergillaceae
Exons: 1
Coding region: 1-213 (70 amino acids)
Source: RefSeq, a predicted model, not a curated record